AUGGUCGAUCAUAAGAAUGUACCCUCACACUUUUUAGGUGGCAACACGGUUGACGCUGCACCUGAAGGCGCCGUCCGCGACUACGUCAAACAACACGAGGGCCAUACUGUCAUUAGCAAAGUAUUGAUUGCCAACAAUGGUAUGGCUGCCAUGAAAGAAAUCCGAUCGGUUCGCAAAUGGGCCUAUGAAACGUUUGGCAACGAACGUGCCAUUGAGUUCACUGUCAUGGCCACGCCCGAAGAUUUGUCCGCAAACGCCGAGUAUAUCCGCAUGGCCGAUAACUACGUCGAAGUGCCUGGCGGUUCCAACAAUAACAACUAUGCCAACGUUGAACUGAUUGUCGAUGUUGCUGAACGCACGGGUGUCCAUGCCGUAUGGGCUGGCUGGGGCCACGCAUCAGAAAACCCACGAUUGCCCGACAUGCUCGCAAAGAGCAAAAACAAGUGUGUGUUCAUUGGUCCACCGGCAUCGGCUAUGCGUUCGUUGGGUGACAAGAUCUCCUCUACGAUUGUUGCUCAGAGCGCAGAUGUGCCCACCAUGGGCUGGAGCGGUGAUGGCAUCUCCGAGACUGGCCAGAGCGCAGAAGGCCACGUUGUUGUGCCCGAGCAUGUUUAUAUGGAUGCAUGCGUUCAGACGGCCGAGGCCGGUCUCAAGUCUGCCGAGAAGAUUGGCUACCCCGUCAUGAUCAAGGCAUCCGAAGGUGGUGGCGGUAAAGGUAUCCGUAAGGUGGAAGACCCUGCCAACUUUAAACAAGCAUUCGCCCAAGUCCAAGGUGAAAUCCCGGGCUCGCCCAUCUUUAUCAUGAAGCUGGCCGGCAACGCCCGUCAUUUGGAAGUCCAGCUGUUGGCCGAUCAGUACGGUAACGCAAUCAGUUUGUUCGGCAGAGACUGUUCGGUUCAGCGCCGUCACCAAAAGAUCAUUGAAGAAGCUCCCGUGACGAUUGCCAAGCCCGAUGUGUUUGAACAAAUGGAAAAGGCUGCUGUGCGUUUGGGUAAACUGGUCGGUUAUGUGUCUGCCGGUACGGUCGAGUACCUGUACAGUCACCAGGAUGAAAAGUUUUACUUUUUGGAACUGAACCCGAGAUUGCAAGUCGAGCAUCCGACCACCGAAAUGGUCUCUGGCGUCAACCUGCCUGCCGCCCAGCUGCAGAUUGCCAUGGGCAUCCCGCUCCACCGUAUCCGUGACAUCCGUGUCCUCUAUGGCGGUCAGCCCAACAGCGCCUCGACCAUCGACUUUGACUUUAGCAACCCCACAUCCUUCGAAGUCCACCGCCGACCCGUCCCCAAGGGCCACGUCAUUGCGGUCCGUAUCACUGCCGAGAACCCAGACGCAGGAUUCAAACCCUCGUCCGGUAUGAUGCAAGAACUCAACUUCCGCUCCUCGACCAACGUUUGGGGUUAUUUCUCAGUCGUCUCGGCCGGUGGCCUGCACGAGUAUGCCGAUUCACAGUUUGGCCAUAUCUUUGCCUAUGGCGAGAACCGUCAACAGGCCCGCAAGAACAUGGUCAUUGCCUUGAAGGAACUGUCCAUCCGUGGCGAUUUCCGCACCACAGUCGAGUACAUUGUCCGUUUGUUGGAGACCCAGGACUUUGAGGAAAACACCAUCAAUACUGGCUGGUUGGAUAUGCUCAUCUCCAAGAAGCUGACUGCCGAGCGUCCUGAUCCCAUGCUCGCCGUCUUUUGCGGUGCUGUCACCAAGGCCCACACCUUGUCCCAAGAAUGUCGUCAGCAGUACAAGCAAAACUUGGAGCGCGGUCAAGUGCCUGGCCGUGACAUGCUCAGAACUGUCUUCACCGUCGAUUUCAUCUACGAAGACCUGCGCUACAACUUUACCGUCACCCGUUCAGCUCCCAGCAUCUAUACCUUGUACUUGAACGGCAGCAAGACCCAGGUCGGUGUUCGUGAACUGACUGAUGGCGGUCUUUUGGUCUCCGUCGGUGGCAAGUCGCACACCACCUACUCGCGUGAAGAGGUCCAGGCCACGCGUUUGAUGAUUGAUGGCAAGACCUGCUUGUUGGAAAAGGAAAGCGAUCCUACCCAGUUGCGUAGUCCUUCGCCUGGUAAAUUGGUCAGCUUGUUGUUGGAGAAUGGUGACCACAUCAAGGCCGGUCAAGCUUAUGCUGAAAUUGAGGUCAUGAAAAUGUACAUGCCUUUGGUUGCAACCGAGGACGGUCAUGUUCAGUUCAUCAAGCAGGUCGGUGGUACCUUGGAAGCCGGUGAUAUCAUUGGUAUCCUCUCUCUGGAUGACCCCAGCCGUGUCAAGACCACUUUGCCCUUCACUGGCACUGUGCCCGCAUUCGGUCCUCCUCACAUCACUGGCGAGAAACCCAUGCAGCGCUUCCAGGCCACCAAGCGCACCUUGGAAUACAUCUUGCAAGGCUACGACAACCAAGCUCUUGUUCAGACUGCUGUCAAGGAUUUGACCGAAGUUUUGCGCAACCCCGAACUUCCUUACUCGGAAUUCGCUGCUCUCAUGUCGGCCAUUUCCAGCCGCUUGCCAGCCCGCCUUGAGCAAAGCUUGCACGACCUUUUGGACACCAAGCCCGUUGAUUUCCCCGCUCAGGAAUUGCUCAACCGUAUCGACGCAUACAGUCGCGACAACGUCUCGACUCAGGCCGAAGCAAGUGCUUUGAAGACCAUUGUCGAACCCAUGGUCAGCAUCUUGGAACGCUACAGCAAGGGCUUGAAGCAUCACGAGUAUUUGGUCUAUGUCGAGUUGAUGGAACAAUACUAUGACGUCGAAAUUUUGUUCAGUGGGGCCCAGCAGCGUGAUGAGGAAGUGAUCCUUUCAUUGCGUGACCAGAACAAGGACGAUCUCGAAAAGGUCUUGGCCAUCGUUUUGUCGCAUGCCAAGGUUUCAAGCAAGAAUACGCUGGUCUUGAUCCUUUUGGAUCUGGUCUCGCCCUCGGUCGGUGGCACGCUCGACAAGUUCUUCAUGUCCAUCCUCAAACGCUUGUCCGAAAUCGACAGCCGUGCCACACAAAAGGUCACUCUCAGAGCCCGUGAGUUGUUGAUCUUGUGCCAGUUGCCAUCGUACGAAGAACGCCACAGCCAAAUGUACCAGAUUUUGAACAACUCGGUCACCGAAAGCGUUUAUGGUGGUGAUAUCGAACGCCGUACGCCAAGCUAUGAUGCGUUCAAGGAUCUGAUUGACACCAAAUUCAAUGUCUUUGAUGUUUUGCCAAACUUCUUCUACCACGCCGAUCCCUACAUUGUCUUGGCUGCCUUGGAAGUUUACUGCCGUCGUUCGUACCAUGCCUACAAGAUCUUGGACGUUGCCUACAACUUGCAGCGUGAACCCUAUGUGAUUGCCUGGAAGUUCUUGCUCCAGACCGCUACAUCCAACGUUGACAACAAGCGUAUUGCUUCGUACUCUGACUUGACUUUCUUGUUGAACAACACCGAAGAGGAACCCGUCCGUACGGGUGCCAUGACUUCUUGCCGCUCUUUGGAGGAAGUGCAAAAGGAAUUGCCUCGUAUCUUGACCGCAUUCGAAGAAGAAGAGUUGCCUGCUAUGCUCAAGAACAACCAGCAGCGUCCCAAGCCCCAGGCUCGCAUGGAGAACAUUUUGAACAUUGCUGUUCAGAGCCAAGAUGCCGACAAGGACGAUGCUUACUGGCGUCCCAAGAUUGCUGAGGUCAUUAGCCAGCACAAGGACGAAUUCCGUCGCGCUCAUUUGCGUCGUAUCACCGUGAUUGUCUGCCGUGAGGACCAGAUGCCCGAUUUCUACACCUUCCGCGAGCGUGAAGAUUACAUUGAAGACGAGACUAUCCGUCACGUUGAACCUGCUUUGGCCUACCAGCUCGAAUUGGCCCGUCUGUCGAACUUUGACAUCAAGCCCUGCUUCAUUGAGAACCGUCAGAUGCAUGUCUACUAUGCAGUUGCCAAGGAAAAUCCAUCGGACUGCCGCUUCUUUGUCCGUGCUUUGGUCCGCCCUGGCCGUGUCAAGAGCUCGAUGCGCACUGCUGAUUACUUGAUCUCGGAGUCGGAUCGCUUGUUGACCGAUAUUUUGGACACGCUGGAAAUUGUCAGCCACGAGUACAAGAACUCUGACUGUAACCACUUGUUCAUCAACUUUAUCCCCACGUUCUCAUUGGAAGCCGAUGAAGUCGAGACUGCGCUCAAAGAGUUUGUUGACCGCCACGGCAAGCGUUUGUGGAAGUUGCGUGUCACUGGUGCCGAAAUCCGCUUCAACAUUCAGCCCAAGCGACCCGAUGCCCCCAUCAUCCCCAUGCGUUUCACUGUCGACAACGUUUCUGGCUACAUCCUCAAGGUCGAUGUCUAUCAAGAAGUCAAGACUGACAAGAGCGGAUGGGUGUUAAAGUCAGUGGGCCGUAUUCCUGGCGCCAUGCACAUGCAGUCAUUGUCGCAGCCCUACCCUACCAAGGAAUGGUUGCAGCCUCGCCGUUACAAGGCUCACUUGAUGGGCACCACCUAUGUGUAUGACUUCCCCGAGCUGUUCCAGCAAGCCAUCCAUAUCCAGUGGGCACAGGCCGUCAAGAACGACCCCAGUUUGAAGGAGCCUCGUCAGUUGGUGGAGGGCAAGGAAUUGGUCUUGGACGAUGAUGGUUCGAUCCAAGAAAUCGAUCGUGCACCCGGUACAAACACUGUUGGUAUGGUUGCCUGGUUGUUGACCCUGCGCACACCUGAAUAUCCCUCUGGCCGCCGCAUUGUCGUGAUUGCCAACGACAUUACCUUCAAGAUCGGUUCCUUUGGCGUCGCUGAAGACCAGGUGUUCUACAAGGCUUCUGAACUUGCUCGCAACUUGGGUAUUCCACGCAUCUACUUGUCUGCCAACUCUGGUGCUCGUAUCGGCUUGGCCGACGAGCUGAUCAGCCAAUUCAAGGCAGCAUGGAAGGAUCCUCAGAACCCUGCUUCGGGUUUCAAGUAUCUCUACUUGACUCCUGAAACCUACCAGUCAUUGAGCCAGAAUGGCAACGGCAAGUCCGUCAAUGUUGAAGAGAUCGAGGACGAAGGCGAAAAGCGUUGCAAGAUUACUGACGUUAUCGGCUACACCGACGGUCUUGGUGUCGAAAAUCUCAGAGGAUCUGGCUUGAUUGCCGGUGCCACUGCCCGUGCUUAUGACGACAUUUUCACAAUCACCUUGGUGACUUGUCGUUCCGUCGGUAUUGGUGCCUACUUGGUGCGUCUUGGUCAGCGUGCUGUCCAGAAUGAGGGCCAGCCCAUUAUCCUGACCGGUGCUCCUGCCUUGAACAAGGUGUUGGGUCGUGAAGUUUACACAUCCAACUUGCAGCUCGGUGGCACCCAAAUCAUGUACAAGAACGGUGUUUCGCACUUGACUGCCGAAAACGAUCUGGAAGGUGUUGGCAAGAUUGUACAAUGGCUCUCGUUCGUGCCCGAGUUCCGUGGUGCUCCCGUCACCACUCGCAUUGGUGCUGAUCCUAUCGACCGUGAGGUAGAGUACUUACCUCCCAAGGGUCCCUCCGAUCCUCGUCUGUUCUUGAACGGCAAGAGCGAGAAUGGCAAGUGGUUGAGCGGUUUCUUCGAUCGCGACUCGUUUAUCGAAACUUUGAGCGGCUGGGCUCGUACUGUCGUCGUUGGUCGUGCUCGUUUAGGUGGUAUUCCUAUGGGUGUUGUCGCCGUCGAAACCCGCACUGUCGAAAACAUCAUCCCGGCUGAUCCUGCUAACGCCGAUUCUACCGAACAAGUUUUCAUGGAAGCCGGUGGUGUCUGGUACCCCAACUCUGCAUACAAGACCGCUCAGGCCAUCAACGACUUUAACAAGGGUGAACAGCUGCCUUUGAUGAUCUUUGCCAACUGGCGUGGUUUCUCUGGCGGUCAGCGCGACAUGUACAACGAAGUCUUGAAGUAUGGUGCCCAAAUUGUCGAUGCAUUGAGCAACUACAAGCAGCCCGUGUUUGUCUACUUGGUUCCCAACGGUGAACUUCGUGGUGGCGCUUGGGUCGUUAUUGAUACCACUAUCAACCAGGACAUGAUGGAAAUGUACGGUGACGUACAAGCCCGUGGUGGUGUCUUGGAACCCGAAGGUAUCGUCGAAAUCAAGUACCGUAAGCCUCAAUUGUUGGCUACCAUGGAACGUCUGGACGAACGUUACGCUUCGUUGAAGCGCCAAUUGGAUGAAGCUUCUGAUGAAGCCAAGAAGACCGAGUUGAAGAAGCAGAUCGAAACCCGUGAACAAGAACUGUUACCCGUUUAUCAACAGAUCGCCGUCCAGUUUGCCGACUUGCACGAUCGUGCUGGCCGUAUGGAAGCCAAGGGUGUCAUUCGCAAGCCUCUUGAAUGGCGUUACUCGCGUCAAUACUUUUACUGGCGUGUGCGUCGCAGACUCGGUGAGGAGUAUGCUAUCCGCAAGAUCGUUGAAGCUUCUCCCAAGAUGUCUCGUGAGGCCAUGUGCUCUUUGUUGAAGCAAUGGUUCGUCUCGGAUAACGACAUUGCCUCGUCGGCUGCUGAGCAGGUCUGGCAGCAACAGGAUGAAAAGGUCGCCGAAUGGUUCGACAAGCGCGCUCCAUUGAUUGACCAGCGUAUUGCCAAGAUCAAGAGCGAAGCUACCAAGGAACAGGUCGUCACUCUCGGUACCGCCGACCAGGACGCUGUCAUUGAAGGUUUCUCAAAACUGAUCGAGAACAUGAGCGUUGAGGCCCGCAAGGAAACUCUUCGCAAACUCGCCACUCGCUUCUAA
Zychaea mexicana is the source of this 6660-nucleotide messenger RNA. RefSeq names its product acetyl-CoA carboxylase. The record is from RefSeq and is a predicted model, not a curated record. The transcript is spliced from 4 exons. Gene Ontology annotation, molecular function: metal ion binding; acetyl-CoA carboxylase activity; ATP binding. NCBI's taxonomy places the organism in Eukaryota, Fungi, Mucoromycota, Mucoromycetes, Mucorales, Lichtheimiaceae. The coding region runs from base 1 to 6660 and encodes 2219 amino acids. Gene Ontology annotation, biological process: fatty acid biosynthetic process.